UGCCAUAAAGGCCCCUCAAGUGUUUCCGGGAUUAAAACUUCUUUUGAUUGCAUUUACACCUACUGUGGCCAUUCUUACAACUAGAUUUCCAAGUAAAUCAAAUAGCCUGUGUUUAUUUGACGCUGCCCAAGAGUAUGCUAUAGUGUUGAGUGCCUUUCAGUGAUUUAAUCAGCCAAAUAAAAACCAAAACAAUGCAUGAUCCCAGCGAUUACGACUCGGUUUAUAGCGAGGAGGACUUUCUGGACACCGUCCGAGGAGCCGAGACUCCUCCGCUGAUGGACUACGAAGAAUUUCGCGUGAAGACUAUGGAUGAACGACAGCACAUACAGAAGAAAACAUUCACGAAAUGGAUCAAUUCACAUCUCAUCGAUACCCAGUGCACACCAGUGAAGGAUUUGUUUCUGGACCUGCGGGACGGACAUCGGUUGUUGGCCCUGCUGAGCACCCUGACACAAACACACCUGAAACCCGAAAAGGGUCGGAUGCGGGUGCACCACAUCAACAAUCUGAACAAGGUGAUAACCGUGAUCCAGCAGCACGGGGUCAAGUUGGUGAACAUCUCCAGCGAUGACAUAGUGGGCGGCAAUGCCAAGCUGACCCUUGGCCUCAUCUGGCUGAUAGCGCUGGAGUUCAAUGGCCAGCAUCUAGUCAAGAGUCAUUCGAGUAACGGGGUUGAGAAGUCCCUGUUGGCCUGGGCGCGCCAGUACACGGAACCACAUGGCCUGCAACUCAAUGAUUUCUCCAAUUCGUGGUCCGAUGGCAGAGCCUUCCUCAUGAUCCUGGAUGCCCACGUGGAGGAGUUGAAUCUGCAGGCCGCCUUGCAGCAACAUGCAUUGCAAAGACUCCAUUUGGGUUUCGAUUUGGCACACCGGCAUUUCAAAAUCGAAAAGCUGCUGGAUGCCGAGGAUGUGCACACCCACAAGCCGGAUAAUAAAUCGAUACAGAUGUAUGUGAUGUGCCUGUACCAUGCCAUGGAAUCCAUGAGGGCAAGGGAGCAGGAUGAGGGACAGGAUCAGGAUCCGAGCAGAGUGCCCUGCACCAGCAUCACAGACUUGGACGAGGUGCCGCUGGACAAUGAUCGUGCCAGUUUGGAGCUCUACACCUCAGAUAGUGCUGGUAGUAUGGAUCAGCGCUCCUCAGGGGAACUGAAGACCCAGUCCAUGCGCCCCUUGAGCACGGCCACCAAUGCCAGUGUGGAGAUCAGUGGCUAUCAGACAGCUCUCGAGGCAGUACUCACCCUCUUGCUGGAGGAUGAACAGCUGCUCUCACAGGAUCUUCCCGAUCCCGAGGACUUCCACACCGCCAAACUGCAAUUUCACGAAAACGAGAGCUUCAUGCUUAAACUAACCGAACAUCAGGAGUAUGUAGGUGAAGCUCUGGAGGAGGGUAGCAACCUCAUUAACGAAUCCCAGAAAGCUGGAGCUGGUCUAAGUCAGGAGGAUCAGAACGAAGUGAGACAACAAAUGGUCUUGCUCAACGAACGAUGGGAAACUUUGAGGUUGCGAGCCCUGGAUGUCCAAGCUAAAAUCCUAAUGCGAUUGGCCGAGUUCCAGAAGCAAAAACUCGAACAGCUUCGACAGUUUCUAACCAGUGUGGAGGAUCGUAUUUCCCACAUGAGCGAUAUAGGACCCACUCUGGGGGAAGCUGAGAAGCAACUGCUUGAAGCUCGAAAACUGAAAGCCGACCUGAGUGAACAGCAGGAAUUGGUGGAUAGUCUGAGUAGUAUGGUGGUCAUUGUGAACGAUACCUCUGGCAACUUUAAUGAUCUAGAAGAUCGUCUGAGUGCCCUGGGCGAGAGAUGGUCGCAUGUGGUUAAGUGGAGCGAUCUGCGAACCGAGAAACUACAGCAGUAUAAAUGUAUCUCCAGAUGGUUGGAUGCCCGCGAGCAGGAUCUCAAGCUGAUGGAGAGCAGGGAUGUCACCGAUGUGGGGGGUAUUACGCAGCGUAUUAACGAGCUCAACUAUUGUGCCAAAGAUCUGCUGGAACUUCAGAGAUAUCUGAUAGAUCUGCGGCAAAUGGUAGCUGCCACUUUGCAGGAUGGCGAUGACAAGGGGGAAAGGGUUCUCAUCCAGUUGGAGAGCUACGAAGAUCGCUUGGAUGCCUUGAAACAGAUUGUUGAAGUGCAAACGGUGAGGAUAGAAACCAAGGGCUUUAAUUUUGGACGAGAUCGUGCGAGUUACGAUGAUAGUCGGGUGGUGCGUCCUGAAGGUUGGGUGGACUACCAGAUGAUCAUACGGUUUGGCGAAGAGGAGUCUCAAGAGGACGACGAGGAACAUGAUUUGGCCAGCAAGAAGCGAAAGCUGAGGAAUGCUGAUAACUUUUAUGCCCUGGAAAAUCAGAUCAUGGAGCACUUUGUCUUCGUUCAGGAAGUGGAGCAGAAGCUACAGCAGUUACAGAGACAAAGUCUGCGCCAACAGUGUGAAUUACUCAAGGAACUUCAGGCGGAAAAUAACCAACGUAGUGGUACCUUACCCGAGCUUAAGAAACUCUACGAGGUGUGUGAACUGGAGGAUCCUUCGAGGAACCUUCUUUUAGAAGAAACCCACAUCAAGCAGUUGGAGCAAAGAUAUGCAACUUUGGCUCAGAGACUAUCAAGCCAGCAGAGCGAAAGUAGCACGCUCUUGGCCAAGGAAAAGUAUUAUAAUAGUCUUACGGGAUUUAAGUUAGUCCUAGCUGAUUCUAGGGAUUGGUAUAAGCAACACGCUGGUUCAGCCAGUGGCAAAGAACUGGAGCAGCGUUUGAGCCACAUGGAAUCCCUGUCCUCUGAGAUUUCAGAGGCUAAAACAGCCACCGAAGAGCUGGAUAACUCGCUGCUGGAAUGGAAGCAAGACUUCGGUCUGUUCUACGAUAGUUGGCAUGACAUGAAGCAGGCUCUACAGGCUCUCAUCCAACAGAGGGGUGGUGAAAGUCUCUCCAGACAGUUAAAGCAAAUCCAAGAUUUUGUAAACAAAGUAUCGAGUCAAAAGGUACGCGUUUCCAAUCUGGAGGUCAUGCAAAAGCAGCAGCACUCCCUCAACCAAUUGGUAGAUGAAAUGGAUUCCCUCCGACCAACCUAUGAUAAUUUACCAAAACACCUGAUUGGCGAAGAACUACAAACCAUUUGGAAUAGACUUCCAGAACAGCUAAAUGAACGUGUGAUUAAGCAAACAACGGCUAUUGAAAAUCUAAACCACUUUGCAGCGGAGUACAAUGCCAUUAUAGCCAUUUUGCGAAGUGCAGCGGAUUCAAAGCUGAAUGAAAGCAUUCAGGAUCUCCGAAAACUAGAGAUAGAUGUGAUAAGCGCUAGGAAUUUCAGCGAAAUUCUUAUCAAGGAGGCAGAGCCUGCCCAAAAAGAAUCCCUGCAAUCGCAGAUCAGAGCUCUGAAUACCCUGUACGAUCAAGUGGAAAAGGUUCAUCGUGAGAAGAAGCAACAGCAGACAGCCCUUCAAUCGCAGAUCGAUCUCAUCCAGCAGAGAUUGAAGAAAACUGAUCAGUGGCUUACUGACCUAGAGAGCAACACACCCAAAUCGGGAAUCAAUGAUAUAGGUAACUCCAAUGAGCUGUUCCAGAGCAAGUGUCGCUUCCAGACUCUCAAGGAGACCUGCGAGAAAGAAACCAUACAGUUUAGGGAACUCAACGAACUGGGCGGUGAGUUGCUCCUCCAAAUGGAUGAACUUCAGGAUAAGGACAGGGAAUCCCGAUACGGAUCGCUGGCCAAGCAGUUCACACGCAUCAAUGCCAGAUGGACGGAGGUCACCGAGCUGGUUUAUGCGAAGACAGCUCUACUCGAGCACAUAUCAACGCAACUGGGGGAGUUCAAGAAGUUCAUGGUGAGCGAGACGGGUUACCUGGACAAGUUGGAGAACAAGAUACGCAACACGCCAGAGAAUGCAGCCGACGCCGAGGAGAUCAUGGAGGAACUUGAUGAUCUGGAGAACGUUCUGCGCUCGCACUCUGAGGAAUGGCUGGAGAAGAUUCAGGAAAUUGGCAACGAGCUAAUUGACAACGAAUUCAUGGCCGACUCCAUGCGAAGGGACAUCGAUGACACCGUCCAGCGGUGGACACAGCUCCAGCAGCAGGCCAAGAAGCGAACCGAGCUCCUGGAACAAAAGGUCAGCGAGGCGGAGCAGUCCGAGAAGUGCAUUGUGCAGUUCGAGAAGUGGCUGACCCGGGUGGACGAGAUACUCAGCGAGCAUCUGGAAAACGAUGUGACCAUUGAGGACCUGCCAGAGGAUUUUCAGCGAUUGGCUCGCGAGUUUGUGGCCAACGAGAAAAACUUCAAGGAGAUCACCGAGCUUAUAGACGAGCACACAAGGAACGGCAAAAUUGGGGCUGCCAAUCGACUCCAGGAGCAGCUCAAUCUGAUGGAGGUGAGGUUCAAGGUCUGCCAGGCGAAGCUGAGCAAGUGCACCGCCCCCCAACCAGCCUACGAAUCACGAUUGAAUCGGGCCUAUGCAGAUCUUCGGAAUGUGGAACGAUCCACUCUCGUACUUGAUGUGGCAUCCGCCGGUCCCACUACAGUUCAGGCUCAGUACCAAAAGUGUCUGCAAAUUUAUCGCACAUUGUCGGAGAUAAAGGCGGAAAUCGAGAGCACAAUCAAAACCGGUCGCAGGGUUUGUGAGGACAGGUACACAAAGUCCCCAAAGCAACUCAGCCAGCGGAUUGAUGCGCUGAAGCACCUCUACAAUGCCCUCGGGGAGAAUGUGACCCAGUCAAAGGCGUUCCUCGAAAGUCUGCUCACACUGGCGAGGCAAUUAGAGGAGUGCUUCGAUUCGGCGGAUACCCUAAUCCGACGUUUCGAGUCGCCGCAGGAGGUGCACGAUAGGAACUCCAUUCUCCUGGAGUUCGAGGAUGUGCUGCGGAGGUGCGAGGACCACUACAAUGAGUACAGCAAGUCCUGUGAUCAGAGCUGCAUGGUGGACACUCGUCAAAGAAUCGAUGGUUUGAAGGCCACCUACCACAAGUUGACCAGUGCGGACAUCAUCAAGAGGCUCACGGAGAUGAAGGCCACCCUCCAGAACCUGGACAACAUUUCCCUGGAGACUUUAAAGGCAAUGGAGCAUGACCUGAAGGAGAUAAAUGUGCCCUCGAAUCCGGAAAUUGAGAAAUUGCAGCAGCAAGUAAUUGCAAUUGUCGUGGAUGUGUUGAAAACGCGUUUCAAUGAAGCCACAACGCUUGCCGCGCGAAAUUCGAACUCUCCCCAAAAUGAUGAUACGGAAAUAGUUGUUGUGAGCGAUACAGUGCGACAACGACGUGCCAGGACACCCCAGUCAGGGGAAUCCCCAUCUCCAUCCACAAACACCAGUACCUCGGAGUCUCCAACAAAGGGUGUGGAGAAUUCCCCGGAUCAAGUCCUGCCGGAUCUUCUGCCACCUCAAACAUUCCGACUGGCUGAGUCCAGUACUCUCUUCUCCCAGAUUUCCCUUAAUCCCGAUAAGAUCUCUAAGUCUCCACCACCCAAACCGGCGAAAACCAAGCGAAAGGCCCCAAGUUCCCCGGCCCAAGUUGUGGAAAUUAAGGUGAAAAAUAUUCAAAACGAUAAGAUGUCGGUGCAGAAUAUUGAUUUCGAGCCUCAGCAGGGUGAAAUCGUGGAUACCGUCAAUAUACUAGAGAGUGUAGAACCUUUUGUACCCGAAUAUGUGGAGACCGUACAGAUUGUGGAUCUCUCCGAAGAUUCUGAUUCUUCAGUUAGAGUUGAUAGUCAAGGCAAGGAAGUGAGACGAUCGAAGAGCAAGCACUCCCUGAACGAAUCCCCGCUGCCCAAGGUCUCGGAUAAUGAUGAAGAUUCGGCGGAUCAAGAGGAGGAUCUUCUGCGUCCCUCAGCUGGAAACACAAGCACUCCCUUUCUUAGGGUGGAAAAACACCGAAUCUCCUUCGAUGAAAAACGCAAGCGUGUGGCCAACGAACGUGAUAUCCUGCGUGAUUCCGAAGAAGAGGAACCCAAAACACCAGAUACUCCCCGGGCAACGCAAGUCUCCAAACCGAAGCGUUGGCGCCAACUCCAGCCGGAAAUGGAGGCCCUGGAGCCCGACUCACCCGGUCGCGAUAGUUUCUAUAGUCCCGACAAAGAAUCUGGUUUCGAUGCUGAACCUCUCGUAUUUUCCGACGAUGAGGAUAUACCGCGUUUCUCGCUGGAAAUGACACCAACCAUUGACUCCGAUAGUGAUACGAGUCGCAUUGAGACGCCCUCGACCAAGAAGCCCAAUCCGUUCUUGAGCAAGGUGCUCGAAUCGAUGCCUUCGCCGUCGGAUGAUUCGAAUGUAACGCUCAAGAGUCCGCUCAGUGAACAGCAUCCCCAGAAUCUGGAUGAUCGUGUCCGGGAGUUCGAUAAGCAGGCCAAGCAAAUGAUCUACAAGCUGAAACUUACCAAGGCCAAGAUCGAGCAGUGUCACGAAAGCGAAGCAGAGGAUCUGCGGCUACUAAUAGCACCCGAUGCAGCCACUUUGAUAUCCCAGGGAGACUCCUUGGUUCUGGAAACCCAUGGAAGACAGGGUAGCAUUUCUCGUCUGGUGAUGCGCACUCAAAUCAUACUGCGAGAGCAGUUCCGGGAAGUUCAGCAGGCGAGAUCCAAGACCUCGGGAAGUGGGGCACCAGCUCCGCCAUUAGACAGCGUGAAUAUCGAAGAACUGGUCACCAAGGGACUGCGUCGCAUCAAUGUUCUCAUAGAGAAGACCGUCGAUCUGAAGUCUAGCAGUGAUCUUGAGAAGCGCAUGGAGGAUAUCAACGAGCGGCACGACGAUUUACAGGUGAUUGUCAGCGCCAUCGGCAAGAACGCCCAGAUGCCGAAGGUCACGCCCCUCAUGAUGAACGAAAUCGAAAAGACUAAAAACAAUUUGAUAGCUCAUGCGGAUUCCAUUGAGCUCUCGCUGACGGAACUGAGAAAUGGCCCCCGAAUUCCCAAUGGAAAGGAGCGUCCAGAUGCAUCCAGCGCGGCCACCAUCAGCUGUCGUUCGGAAUACAAUAACGAGCCGAGCGGGACUGGAGCGUUGGCCGGCAGCUUCGAUAAGUCGGUGCUGCAAAUUUCCGACUGGCUGACUUGGGAACAAAACAUGAUCAAGAUACAGAGCGUGCUCGUCGACGAUGGCGAUGCAGUGCGACUGGCCAUCGAGAAGCAGGAGAAAGUUCUGCGUGAAUUGAAAAUGAAAAAGCCGCAGCUCAACGAACUGGUUCACACGGCGGAAGUGCUCAAAGGCGACAUAAAGCGGCAACAACUGCAGGAGAAAGAGCUGAAACAGUUUUCCCUAGCUCCGCACUGUUCAGCGGACUUAGAUUAUAUGCGUUGCUGCCUGAAAGUGACCCGAUUGCGUGAGCACUGGGAUGAGACGUCGCAAUGUGUCCUGCAGCGAGCUGCCCAACUUAAAAACAUGCUGAGCGACUCACAGCGGUUCGAGGCCAAGCGCCUGGAGCUCGAGAAGUGGCUGGCCCGCAUGGAGCAGAGGACCGAGCGAAUGGGAACAAUUGCCACGACAGCGGACAUCCUGGAGGCCCAGCAGAAGGAGCAAAAGUCCUUCCACGCGGAACUGCACCAGAACAAGCAACACUUUGAUAUCUUCAACGAGCUGACGCAGAAGCUAAUUGCCGUCUAUCCCAAUGAUGAUACCACCAGGAUCAAGAAAAUGACGGAGGUUAUUAAUCAACGCUAUGCUAACUUAAACAACGGAGUCAUCAAUCGAGGCAAACAAUUGCAUGCGGCUGUGCAUAGUCUUCAAUCGUUUGAUCGAGCCAUGGAUCAGUUCCUUGCUUUUCUCUCGGAAACGGAAACACUUUGUGAAAACGCCGAGUCUGAAAUAGAACGCAAUCCAUUAAUGUUCAAGGACCUACAAUCGGAAAUUGAAACCCAUCGCGUGGUUUACGAUCGUCUCGAUGGAACGGGCCGCAAACUUUUGGGUUCGCUCACCUCACAAGAGGAUGCGGUUAUGCUGCAGCGUCGCCUCGAUGAAAUGAAUCAACGUUGGAAUAAUUUAAAAUCGAAAAGUAUUGCAAUCAGGAACCGCCUGGAGUCCAAUUCGGAGCACUGGAACGCCCUGCUGCUGUCGCUCCGCGAACUGACCGAGUGGGUCAUCCGCAAGGACACCGAACUGAGCACCUUGGGCCUGGGUCCCGUUCGAGGCGAUGCCGCCAGUCUGCAGAAACAGUUGGACGAUCAUAAAGCCUUUCGCCGCCAAUUGGAGGAUAAGCGGCCAAUUGUCGAGAGCAAUUUAACGAGCGGUCGUCAGUACAUCGCCAACGAAGCAGCCGUCUCGGAUACCAGCGAUACGGAGGCCAACCAUGAUUCCGACUCGCGUUACAUGUCCGCCGAGGAACAGAGCCGUGAGCUAACACGCAGCAUCCGGCGGGAGGUGGGAAAACUUUCCGAGCAGUGGAACAAUCUAAUCGAUAGAUCUGACAAUUGGAAGCACCGCCUGGAUGAGUACAUGACGAAAAUGCGUCAAUUCCAGAAGAUCCUGGAGGAUCUGAGCUCCCGCGUUGCCCUGGCCGAGCAGACAAAGACCUCCUGGCUGACACCCACUGCGGUGGGCGAGGCCAACGAGCAGAUGCAACAGUUGCAGCGUCUGAGGGACAAGAUGACGACGGCUAGUGCCCUCCUUGACGAUUGCAACGAGCAGCAGUCCUUCUUCACCGCCAACCAGGUGCUGGUGCCCACUCCCUGCCUCUCCAAGCUGGAGGACUUGAACACGCGCAUGAAACUCCUGCAAAUCGCGAUGGACGAGCGCCAGAAGGUCCUGUGCCAGGCUGGAGCCCAGCAAACCCACGAGAACGGCGACGAUGGACGCACCACAUCCAACAGCGGCACCAUCGGUCCACUGCCCAAUCUCGGCCAGAGCGUAAAGCCGCCCUGGGAGAGGGCCACCACAGCCGCCAAUGUGCCUUACUACAUCGACCACGAACGCGAGACCACGCACUGGGACCAUCCCGAGAUGAUCGAGCUGAUGAAGGGCCUGGCAGACCUCAACGAGAUUCGCUUCUCCGCCUACAGAACGGCCAUGAAACUGCGAUCGGUUCAAAAGCGACUGGCUCUCGACAGGAUCAGCAUGUCCACCGCCUGCGAGUCCUUCGAUCGACACGGCCUGCGGGCCCAAAACGACAAGCUGAUCGACAUACCCGACAUGACCACGGUGCUGCAUUCGCUCUACGUGACAAUCGAUAAAAUUGAUUUGACGCUGAUGCUGGACCUGGCCAUCAACUGGAUCCUGAAUGUCUACGACUCCCAGCGCACCGGCCAGAUCCGAGUGCUGAGUUUCAAGGUCGGGCUGGUGCUCCUCUGCAAGGGUCACUUGGAGGAGAAGUAUCGCUAUCUGUUCCGCCUGGUGGCAGACACUGACCGUCGGGCAGAUCAGAGGCGACUGGGACUCCUGCUGCACGAUUGCAUACAGGUACCCCGCCAACUAGGUGAGGUGGCCGCCUUUGGUGGCUCCAACAUCGAGCCCUCGGUUAGGUCCUGCCUGGAGCAGGCCGGCAUCUCGCAGGAGGCCAUCGACGGCAACCAGGACAUCUCCAUUGAGCUGCAGCACUUCCUCGGCUGGCUGCAGCACGAACCCCAGAGCCUCGUCUGGCUGCCCGUACUCCAUCGCCUGGCGGCGGCGGAGGCGGCCAAGCACCAGGCCAAGUGCAACAUCUGCAAGGAGUACCCGAUCGUGGGCUUCCGCUACAGAUGCCUCAAGUGCUUCAACUUCGACAUGUGCCAAAAGUGUUUCUUCUUCGGCCGCAACGCCAAGAACCACAAGCUCACGCAUCCCAUGCACGAGUACUGCACCACUACCACAUCCACCGAGGACGUUCGUGACUUUACACGCGCCCUGAAGAACAAAUUCAAGAGUCGCAAAUACUUUAAGAAACAUCCACGCGUGGGCUACCUGCCUGUACAGAGUGUUCUGGAAGGUGAUGCUUUGGAGAGUCCUGCGCCCAGUCCGCAACACACGACCCACCAGCUGCAGAACGACAUGCACUCUAGGCUGGAGAUGUAUGCUUCCAGACUCGCACAAGUGGAGUACGGCGGCACGGGAUCGAACUCUACGCCAGAUAGCGAUGACGAGCACCAGCUGAUCGCUCAGUAUUGCCAGGCUCUGCCGGGAACCAGCAACGGAAGUGCGCCCAAGUCGCCUGUCCAGGUGAUGGCCGCCAUGGACGCGGAACAGCGGGAGGAGCUGGAGGCGAUCAUACGCGACCUCGAGGAGGAGAACGCCAACCUGCAGGCGGAGUACCAGCAACUGUGCACCAAGCAGCAGAGCGGCACGCCCGAGGACUCCAAUGGCAUGCAGCACUCCAGUUCCAGCAUGACGGGUCUCUCAGGCCAAGGCGAGCAGGGACAGGACAUGAUGGCGGAGGCGAAGCUGCUGCGCCAGCACAAAGGUCGCCUGGAGGCGCGUAUGCAAAUCCUGGAGGACCACAAUCGGCAGCUAGAGGCCCAAUUGCAGCGGCUGCGUCAACUCCUGGAUGAACCCAAUGGCGGGGGCAGUAGCGCCACCAGCAGCGGCCUGCCCAGCGCCCCCGGCUCCGCCUUGAACUCCAAGCCAAACACCCUACAAACCCGUUCGGUGACCGCCUCGCAGUUGAACACCGACUCGCCGGCCAAGAUGAACCAGCAGAAUGGCCACUACGAGCACAACUCAAAGGGAAUUAUGCUGCCGGGGAUGAGCAGCGAGAUGCAGCAGCAGCACGCCCAGUUGGCCAGUUUGGCGGCGAAGCAUCAUCAGCACCAGCUCAGCGGAGCCCUGAACGCGUUGCAUCAACAGCAGCAGCAGCAGCAACAGCAGCAGUUGCAGCAGCAACAUCCGCAGCAGCAGAGGAACCUGAUGACAGGCAACGGCGGACUGGACAUAUCCGGCGGAUAUCUGGGGGACGACGGCCGCCCACCACCGCCCCCUCACUCCAGCCUCAUGCAGCAGCAGCAUCAGCAGCACUUGAAUGAGAACUCCAGUGGCCUGGUGACCGUCAUUACCGAGCAGGAAUUGGAGAGCAUCAACGAUGACCUGGACGAGACGUCGAGCAGCAACACCACGAACACAACGACGACGACGACCACGGCAACCACGGAGAAGACCUGCGUGGAACUGCAAAAAUAACUCCUUCGAUACUUAACUGCAAGGCAUUAAACUAUAAAACAAAAAUAAACAGUAUAAGAAUCCAAAAGAAUCAACUGCAAGUGAGGAAAUCCAAUUGGCUGGCCUGCAAAAUAUUCUAAAUAAUCAUACCUAAACACCUAAAGAUAGAUCCAUAUAACUAUUGUGGUACAUAUAUUUAUACAUUAUUGCAUACGAAGAAGAAUCGGAUAGGGGAGAAUUUCAAGAAGAGCUUGGACUAAGCUGAGAACACUUUUAGUAGUUAUGAAAGAUACAAAUCUAUAUAUAUUAUAUACAAUUAUCGAAGCGUAAGUAAGUGAAACAUAUUGAAAGCUGGAAAUAAUGCAGAAAUGAUUUAAAGAUUAGAUAAGCUGUAACUCCCACACAUACAUACCUACGAUAUAAUAAAACACCUAUAACAUAAUUGAAACAUAAUCAUAAUUUGCUAGUACAUGCAAAAUUGUUAUAACUCGCACCUUUUUCGAAAAAAAGAGAUAAGAAAAAACCAAUUUCAACGAUACAAAAAAUACUAGCUAAGGCGAAAUAGUUUUUGGAUUAGCUCUCAUAUCAUUUUGAAGCUUAUUCAAUAAGCGUUUUAAAUGUAAAUGUCGAAACACGCAAUCAAUUUUAAUUUGUAUCCUUAUUUAUUCCGAGUUCUUGUGUAUUAUUUCUUAAUAUUAUUUAAUAUUAAUAUCUGUGCUAACUGAAAGUGUGCUGCAAUGUUUUAAAUUAAAGAACUAUUAUUGAAAAACA
Messenger RNA from Drosophila subpulchrella, 11792 nucleotides. RefSeq names its product dystrophin. Gene Ontology annotation, molecular function: protein binding; zinc ion binding. Lineage: Eukaryota; Metazoa; Arthropoda; Insecta; Diptera; Drosophilidae. Gene Ontology annotation, cellular component: plasma membrane. The transcript is spliced from 35 exons. Gene Ontology annotation, biological process: synaptic signaling. The record is from RefSeq and is a predicted model, not a curated record. The coding region runs from base 192 to 11042 and encodes 3616 amino acids.